This is a messenger RNA of Vollenhovia emeryi, 939 nucleotides long. RefSeq names its product ferredoxin-fold anticodon-binding domain-containing protein 1-like. Gene Ontology annotation, cellular component: cytoplasm. Lineage: Eukaryota; Metazoa; Arthropoda; Insecta; Hymenoptera; Formicidae. Gene Ontology annotation, biological process: rRNA base methylation. Gene Ontology annotation, molecular function: rRNA (uridine-N3-)-methyltransferase activity. The coding region runs from base 1 to 939 and encodes 312 amino acids. The transcript has 3 exons. The record is from RefSeq and is a predicted model, not a curated record.
AUGUCGAUUUUUAACGAGCGCGACUCGGUGCUGCUGGUAGGCGAGGGCAACUUCUCGUUCGCCGCAGCGUUGUCGCGACAAAAUUUCAACGUAGAGCUCGUUGCCACCUGCUACGAGUCUGCGUGCCAAGGGGCCGCAGAAAGAAACGUAGAUUACCUUCGGGCGAACGGUAUCCGCGUGCUGUUUGACGUGGACGCCACGAAACUGGAGGAAUGUCCCUCGCUGAAGUCGCGACAGUUCGACAAGAUAAUCUUUAACUUUCCCCACGUCGGCGGUAAAAUGAGAAUAGAGAGAAACAGGGGCUUGUUGAGGGGCUUCUUCGCGUCGUCCGCGAGGAUGAUAAAGGAAGACGGCCGGGUGCUGGUUACGCUGUGCAACGGCCAGGGUGGAACGCCUGUGGACGAGCCCAGGAGACGCUGGGACGACUCCUGGAAGAUCGUGGAAAUGGCUGCGCACGGCAACUUUGUAUUGACGAGAGUGGAGCCCUUUUUGUGGCGGUCUUUGCCGGACUAUGUCGUGACCGGCUACCGCGGUUUAGAUAAGCGAUUCCACACGGCGGGCUCGUGGACGUAUUGUUUCGCCAGGACCGAGCCACCCGUGGCGCACAAUAUCGCACCUAGGAAUAAGAUAGACGCCUCUGAAUGCGCUGCGGAUAAUGUUACGUGGAAGGAUACGACGCACCACAUCCGAGAUAAAUCGGAUCGUCGGCUCAAGUGCAUUUAUCCGUGUACUUUUACGUUCGACCUAACUUUGUCCACCGACGGAGAUUUCAGCACGGCUGAAUUCUAUCGAUCGCUGUACAAUUAUGCGGCGUCUAUUAUCGAAAACGUAGAUUUGAUCGACUGUUACCUGUCGCCUGUUGAUGGGAGGAUAAAGAGAACGUACAGGAUAGAUUACAAGUCGAAUUAUGUGCCGUUGUACAGGGGAAGAUCAAUUUAA